AUGCGUAAGGAUGUUAAAUCCUUUGUUAGAGAAUGCCAAAUUUGUCAACAAGUUAAGUAUGAGACCUCUAAGUCCUCUGGUUUGUUACAACCUUUGCCUAUACCCGAAGGAGUGUUCGAAGAAUUGUCUAUGGACUUUAUCACUGGGUUACCAACCUCUAAAGGAUUCACCACCAUCUUGGUAGUUGUAGAUAGGCUAUCCAAGUUUGCUUAUUUUGGUAGUUUACCUGCAUCUUAUACAGCUGCUAAGGUUGCUGCAUUAUUUUGUGACCUCAUUGUGCGGGUACAUGUCUUUGGGAAGCCACCAACAUUGAUCCCUUUUUAUCCAAGGGGACUCAUAAAACUAGAAGCCAUUGAUACUAUGUUACAGCAACACAAUGAUAUAAUGAAGCAUCUAAAAUUACAUUUACAAAGAGCACAGAACCGGAUGAAGAUACAGUAUGACAAACACCACAAGGAGAGAUCUUUUCAAGUGGGAGAUCAGGUAUGGGUCCGCUUACAACCUUAUCGUCAAGUCACUGUGGAACGAAGAGCUAAUCAUAAGCUCAGUAAAAGAUUUUUUGGUCCAUUUGAAGUAUCACGUGUAAUGGGGCCUGCUGCAUAUGAAGUGAAACUACCACAAGGAUGUCAAAUUCAUCCUGUUUUCCAUGUCUCACAGUUGAAGCCUUGUGUAGGAACUCAGCUAGUGACUCCCCAUCCUCUGCCUUCCUUCGCUGUUGACAACAAGCCUGUACAGGUUCCUUUGGCUGUCUUAAGUGAACGGGUUGUAUCUUCUAACAACCAGCAAGUUCGUGAAUUCCUAAUUCAAUGGUCUCACUCAGUUCCUGAAGAUGCCACCUGGGAGAAGGGAGAUGAUUUGCAACGUUGCUAUCCUAAUCUUGACCUUGAGGACAAGGUCACUUGUGAAGAGCAGGGGAAUAUUACAAGUCGAAGGAGAUCAAACCGUGAGAGAAGGGAUUCGGUUCUUCUAGCUGAUUAUGUGGCUUAG
Molecule: messenger RNA, 987 nt
Organism: Gastrolobium bilobum
Lineage: Eukaryota; Viridiplantae; Streptophyta; Magnoliopsida; Fabales; Fabaceae
Exons: 2
Coding region: 1-987 (328 amino acids)
Molecular function (GO): nucleic acid binding
Source: RefSeq, a predicted model, not a curated record